AUGGCGAUUGAGGAACAGUUCGCCUUGAUGGCGCUAGGCCUUAUUGUCAUUGCUAUACGCAUGCAAGUGCGAUGGAAGCAAGUUGGGAUUGGCAAUUGGCAACUGGAUGACUAUCUGAUGCCCGUCGCCGGUUUAGUGUUUGUCCUAGAAACGGUCGCCGCGUUCCUGGUCGGCGCGAUGUUCGACGGCUUGACAAACAGUUACAUGACCGACGAAGAGCGCGCCUCACUCGACCCGAGCUCACGAGAGUUCUACAAUCGACAGUGGGGGUCCAAGAUCCAAGUCAUUGGCUGGUCUUUCUAUGCUUUCAUUUUGUGGAGUCUCAAAGUCUGCAUCGCAGUUUUCUAUAGCCGCCUUACACAGGGGCUGGCGCAUCUUAGACUACGAGUUCGUAUCGCCUAUGUCCUUCUAGGCGUAACCUACGCCACUGUCUUCUUAUCUCUUUUACUAUCAUGUCAGCCAAUGUCCAGGUUUUGGCAGAUCAACCCGGAUCCAGGCAAUCUCUGUCAACCAACCAACUCGAAACUCUAUGUAUUAAUUAUUCUCAUCCCGAAUAUCAUUACGGAUUUGUACCUCUUGUCUAUUCCUCUGCCACUGCUAUGGUCAGUGAAGAUUGGGACAAGGAGGAAGAUCACAUUGAUGGCUCUAUUCAGUGGCGCCAUUUUCGUGAUUAUGGCAGGAACGAUUCGUGCAGUUGUUAUCCUGACGGCUGGGCCCAAUGGAGCAGUGUCGGGCAGUCAGUGGGCUUGUCGCGAAACCUUCGUCGCCAUUAUUGUUGCCAACCUUCCUAUCAUCCAGCCUUUAAUCCGCAAGGCUGCAGAAAAGAUUGGGUUGAGCGCCCUCUUCAGCCGUACGACGACAAAUGGGCGCAGCAAGAGCCACCAGUUGGAGGACCGAAAUCCCUCUGAUGCCUUCUCUAAGAACCGCAAAAAACCUACCGGACAUCCACUGUCUGUGCCUCACGGCAGCGGUUGGGCCAGCGACGAGCAUAUCUUGGUCAGUGAUCAAAAUAGGAGAGGCUCGAAAGAGAAUGGAAUUAUGGUUGCACAAGAAAUCACAGUACAAGAAGAGCGUGCAUCGAUGGCAGUGCCCAAAGGGGCUCCGAACCCUGGAAUCCACAAUGACUGGGACUACCCAGGUGCGACUGGCGGUGCGGGUGGCAAGAAAUGA
Neoarthrinium moseri is the source of this 1170-nucleotide messenger RNA. RefSeq lists its product as uncharacterized. The record is from RefSeq and is a predicted model, not a curated record. The transcript has 5 exons. Bases 1 to 1170 code for a protein of 389 amino acids. NCBI's taxonomy places the organism in Eukaryota, Fungi, Ascomycota, Sordariomycetes, Amphisphaeriales, Apiosporaceae.